This is a messenger RNA of Varanus komodoensis (Komodo dragon), 1985 nucleotides long. It is a transcript of the gene GPC4, whose product is annotated as glypican 4. Gene Ontology annotation, biological process: regulation of signal transduction; cell migration; regulation of protein localization to membrane. The transcript has 9 exons. Gene Ontology annotation, cellular component: synapse; extracellular region; cell surface. Bases 198 to 1664 code for a protein of 488 amino acids. The record is from RefSeq and is a predicted model, not a curated record. Lineage: Eukaryota; Metazoa; Chordata; Lepidosauria; Squamata; Varanidae.
UGCUGCUGCUGCCGCCGCUGCUGCUGUGCCUGGUCGCCGCGUCGCCGCCUGCAGCCGAGCCGCGCUCGCGAAGUUGCUCCGAAGUGAAGCGGCUCUACGUGGCCAAAGGCUUCAGCCAGAGCGAGGCGCCCAGCCACGAGAUCAACGGCGACCACCUGAAGGUGUGCCCUCAGGGCUCCACGUGCUGUUCUCAAGAGAUGGAGGAGAAGUACGGCCAGCAGAGCAAGCACGACUUCAGAAACGCCGUCCUGGAAGCGAGCAGCCAUUUGCAAGCGACCUUCAGUUCCCAAUACAAGAAGUUUGAUGAAUUCUUCCGAGAACUUCUUGAGAAUGCCGAGAAAUCCUUGAACGACAUGUUUGUCAGGACUUAUGGCCUGCUAUACAUGCAGAACUCUGAAAUGUUCAAGGACCUCUUUGUGGAGCUGAAGCGCUACUACACGGGGGGCAGCGUCAACUUGGAGGAAAUGCUCAACGACUUCUGGGCCCGCCUGCUGGAGCGCAUGUUCCGCCUGGUGAACCCGCAGUACAACUUCUCGGACGAGUACCUGGAAUGCGUCAGCAAGUACACGGAGCAGCUCAAGCCCUUCGGGGACGUGCCGCGGAAGCUGAAGCUGCAGGUGACGCGAGCGUUCGUGGCCGCUCGCACCUUUGCCCAAGGUCUGGCAGUGGCGAGAGACGUCAUUGGCAAAGUCUCCACCGUUAACCCCACGCCACAGGGGACCCAAGCGCUGCUGAAGAUGAUGUACUGCCCCUACUGCCGGGGCUUGGUGGCCGUGAAGCCGUGUUACAACUACUGCUUCAACGUCAUGCGGGGAUGCCUCGCCAGCCAAGGGGAGCUGGACACGGAGUGGAACAACUUCAUCGACUCGAUGCUGAUGGUGGCAGAGAGACUGGAGGGGCCCUUCAACAUCGAAUCUGUCAUGGACCCCAUCGAUGUGAAGAUCUCCGACGCCAUCAUGAACAUGCAAGAUAACAGCAUGCAGGUCUCCCAGAAGGUCUUCCAAGGAUGUGGACAGCCCAAGAUGCUGGUGCAAAGUCGGACCUCUCGCUCAGCUCCAGAAAGCAGCUUCAGCGCUCGUUUCAGACCCUAUAACCCAGAGGAGCGGCCCACGACAGCGGCAGGCACGAGCUUGGAUAGGCUGGUGACAGACGUGAAAGAAAAGCUGAAGCAGGCGAAGAAGUUCUGGUCUUCACUUCCCAACAGCAUUUGCAGCAACGAGAACAUGGCUGCCAGCAACUUCGACGACGACGAGUGCUGGAACGGAAGCAGCAAAAGCAGGUACGUCUUUGCCGUGAUGGCGAAUGGCCUCGCCAACCAGGCCAACAACCCUGAGGUGGAAGUCGACACGUCAAAAGUGGACAUGGUAAUUCGCCGGCAAAUCAUGGCGCUGCGGGUGAUGACCAAUAAGAUGAAGAAUGCGUAUAACGGGAAUGACGUUGACUUCAUCGAUAUAAGCGACGAAGGAAGUGGAGACGGCAGCGGCAGUGGCUGCGAAAUGCAGGAGUGUUCCCCCGAAUUGGUGCUGAACGUCACGGACGUAACGCAGCACGUCAACAAAAUGGACAAAAAGGCGAAGGACGGGGCCAGCAGCCCGGGCCUUUCCCAGGCAGCCCUUCUCCCAAGCAUCCUCCUGUUCCUGGCCGGGCAAAGACAGUGGAGAUAACUGGGCCACUUUAUUUUUUUAUUUUUUAUUUUUAGAGUUGAAGAACGGGAAAACAAUGACUUUUAUUAAAAAAAAAAAAAGGUAUUUGUUAAACGGCACCUGAUUUCACUUUUAUGCCAUCUAGUGAUUUUUGGGGGCGGGUGAAUCCUUUGUAAGUUAAUGGACAGCCAUGUACAGUUUUUACAAUGUUGUCACUGGUUUUAAUGAGUUUUUCCUGCUCUCGCCCAAUUUGGAGGACGGGAAAAAUGCACAAGGAUUUGGACCAGUUAGUCUGUCCUGUUGGCUGAUGAACCACAAUUAAAAGUGGUUAACUUAAGUGUC